This is a messenger RNA of Erpetoichthys calabaricus (reedfish), 1681 nucleotides long. RefSeq names its product tubulin alpha-8 chain. The transcript is spliced from 5 exons. Gene Ontology annotation, molecular function: GTP binding; structural constituent of cytoskeleton. Gene Ontology annotation, biological process: microtubule cytoskeleton organization; mitotic cell cycle. The record is from RefSeq and is a predicted model, not a curated record. NCBI's taxonomy places the organism in Eukaryota, Metazoa, Chordata, Cladistia, Polypteriformes, Polypteridae. Gene Ontology annotation, cellular component: microtubule; cytoplasm. Bases 160 to 1509 code for a protein of 449 amino acids.
CGAACUCGCGCCAACAGUCUUCACAGUGCUGUGUUGGCGGAGACCCGUUGCGCGUCUGUAGUCAACGUAGCGUCCUGUAAGAAGACUGUAAGGACUAGAAAAGUCUCCUCAAAGUGAAAAUAAAAAGUUCCUCGUCUCUUUGUUUUACCGCUAGUCACAAUGCGUGAGUGCAUAUCGAUCCACGUUGGUCAAGCUGGUGUACAGAUUGGCAAUGCCUGUUGGGAACUUUAUUGCCUGGAGCAUGGAAUCCAGCCCGAUGGCAAUAUGCCCAGUGACAAAACCAUUGGUGGUGGAGACGACUCCUUUAAUACUUUCUUCAGUGAAACUGGCUCAGGGAAGCAUGUCCCAAGGGCAGUUUUUGUAGAUCUGGAGCCUGCAGUAAUUGAUGAAGUAAGGUCUGGCACAUAUCGUCAGCUGUUCCACCCUGAGCAGCUUAUCACAGGCAAGGAAGAUGCAGCUAACAACUAUGCCCGUGGCCACUACACUGUGGGGAAGGAAAUCAUUGACCUGGUGCUGGAGCGAGUUCGCAAACUGUCUGAUCAAUGCACUGGUCUUCAAGGAUUCUUAAUCUUCCACAGCUUUGGUGGGGGCACUGGCUCUGGUUUCACUUCACUACUCAUGGAGCGCCUCUCAGUUGAUUAUGGGAAGAAGUCCAAGCUGGAGUUUGCAAUCUACCCUGCACCACAAGUGUCCACUGCUGUGGUUGAGCCAUACAACUCGAUCCUGACCACCCACACCACCUUAGAGCAUUCUGACUGUGCUUUUAUGGUCGACAAUGAAGCCAUUUAUGACAUCUGUCGCCGAAACUUGGACAUUGAGCGGCCAACAUACACCAACUUAAAUCGUCUCAUUGGGCAAAUUGUGUCCUCCAUCACUGCCUCUCUUCGAUUUGAUGGUGCCCUGAAUGUGGACCUCACAGAGUUCCAGACCAACUUGGUACCAUAUCCCCGCAUCCACUUCCCCCUGGUCACCUACUCUCCUAUCAUUUCAGCUGAAAAAGCUUACCAUGAGCAGCUGUCGGUAUCUGAAAUCACCAAUGCAUGCUUUGAGCCUUCCAACCAGAUGGUAAAGUGUGACCCACGACAUGGUAAAUACAUGGCCUGCUGCAUGCUGUAUCGAGGGGAUGUGGUGCCUAAGGAUGUCAAUGCUGCAAUUGCUGCCAUCAAAACCAAGCGGACAAUCCAGUUUGUAGACUGGUGCCCAACUGGCUUCAAGGUUGGCAUCAACUAUCAGCCACCAACUGUCGUUCCAGGUGGCGACCUUGCAAAGGUCCAGCGUGCAGUUUGCAUGUUAAGUAAUACCACUGCCAUUGCGGAGGCCUGGGCUCGUCUGGACCACAAAUUUGACCUGAUGUAUGCCAAGAGAGCCUUCGUGCACUGGUAUGUGGGUGAGGGCAUGGAAGAAGGGGAGUUUUCUGAGGCAAGGGAGGACCUGGCUGCUCUGGAGAAGGACUAUGAAGAGGUCGGCACAGAUUCAGUGGAAGGGGAGGAUGAAGGCGAGGAAUAUUAAAUGAGAAAUCUGUCAGAAUCCACCACCGUCUAUUACGGUUAGAACACGGAGGAUGAGGAAGAGUGUAUUGUACACUGCCAGCUGUCAUUCUUAAUUUUUUUUUGUGUGUUCAGUCUGUUUUCAUUUCUGUGUUGUCUAAUAAAUCUGGGUUGAAACACCAUUUUAUUUAGAA